This is a messenger RNA of Thelazia callipaeda (thelaziosis nematode), 276 nucleotides long. NCBI's taxonomy places the organism in Eukaryota, Metazoa, Nematoda, Chromadorea, Rhabditida, Thelaziidae. The record is from the annotation of a GenBank genome assembly.
AUGCUACAUGCACCUGGUAUGAAUCCGCUAGUUCGAGAAGACGAUAAUGGAAGAACUUGCCGGAUUAACCUUACCAUACCUGUAUGCAGAGGAUACUGCCCAACUCACGAAUAUGGAACUCAUGAAUUCCCUUAUCGAAGCCAAAAAAGUGAAGUAUGUGUUCCAGAAGGAGGCGUAUUUGAAGUAUUACCAAUGACUGAAUGUGAUAAAGAUGCUAGCCCCGAAAUACGUAAUGUAACAAUUUUACGUGGUGCGAAAUGUGUAUGCAAAACGUAA